This is a messenger RNA of Colletotrichum destructivum, 824 nucleotides long. Its product is annotated as Putative cytochrome c oxidase copper chaperone, cysteine alpha-hairpin motif superfamily. Gene Ontology annotation, cellular component: mitochondrial intermembrane space. Gene Ontology annotation, molecular function: copper chaperone activity; copper ion binding. The transcript has 3 exons. Gene Ontology annotation, biological process: mitochondrial respiratory chain complex IV assembly. The record is from RefSeq and is a predicted model, not a curated record. Lineage: Eukaryota; Fungi; Ascomycota; Sordariomycetes; Glomerellales; Glomerellaceae. The coding region runs from base 77 to 304 and encodes 75 amino acids.
UAACAGCCGUAUUUCCGCCUUUCCUCUCGAUCGCAAACCACGUACCUCACUUCUCGACAUACCUUUCACGUCCAAAAUGACCUCCCAAGCUGCCGCUAUCCCCUCCACCGCCACCCCGGCAGCUGCGCCCGCCGCUGUCGACCAGCAAGCCUCCAAGCCCAAGCCCUGCUGUGUAUGCAAGGAGGAGAAGGCCAAGCGCGACGAGUGCAUGCUCUUUUCCAACGCCGCCGACCCGUCCAAGGACUGCCUGUCCACGAUCGACCAGUACCGGGCCUGCAUGAAGGGGUUCGGCUUCACGGUGUAAAUGGUGAACAGAAUAAUCUUAGAAGAGAACCAUGCGACGAUAGCCUUGUGUGUAUAGUACGAACCGAGCAUAGAAUACGGCGUUGGGGAACAGAAAAAAAAUCACGACUCUAUUAUGACACCACUACUUCCGGCUACCUAUGCGUUGCAGGCCUCGGUCAUGCUUUUAAUGUCGGACUCACAGGAUUGUAGCUCAAGUGCAUGUGCCAAGUCGGUCUGAGCCUAUUUGAGGUUAUGACUCUCUUUGCAACUUAAAUGUCCCUUAUCCUGACCUGAUUCUCAAAGUGUUACUGACACUUAAUGGCAUGCUUGGUGCGGAAAAGGCUAGUCGCCUGGUGUUCGCGAUGCCAUGACUUGUUCGGCAAGAGCCUCCCUGACUGCAUUCACGGUUCGGUCGACCUUUAGCCUUUCCCCUUUUCACGCCCAUGGCAGAGAUGAUGAGAUAAUAAACAGGCUUCACAAUUCCGGGCUUGGCGUAAGUAAAACUUGUCAAAAGCCAAUCAAUGAAAAAAUCAUUUUCC